Molecule: messenger RNA, 2208 nt
Organism: Colletotrichum phormii
Lineage: Eukaryota; Fungi; Ascomycota; Sordariomycetes; Glomerellales; Glomerellaceae
Exons: 1
Cellular component (GO): nucleus
Molecular function (GO): RNA polymerase II CTD heptapeptide repeat phosphatase activity
Source: RefSeq, a predicted model, not a curated record
AUGGGCAAGCUACUUUCACUAGGAGCGCGACUGCGCUACCCGAUUACCAUUACAAAACUCCUCAAGCGCCCCGGCGACACUGUUCAAAAACAGGAGAGCGUGCUGGAAUACUCUUUCAAAUGGAUGCGCGAGGUCGGCGACCCCAUCGCCGGCAACACUUGGCAAGAGGAGGAAACCACAGUCGUCGGCUGGGAUAGUCCGGCCGAAGGCACACUCAAGGAAUGGCGUCUCAAGGAAGGCAUGACAUUCACGCGCGACGCGCCGUGUAUGAUGGUCGAGGAGGCCUGCUCUCACGAGAUCCAGUUCCAAGGCUUGUGCGCAAUCUGCGGCAAGGAUAUGACCGAGGUGAACUGGGCCACUGCCGAACGCGAUACUCAGCGCGCCACCAUCAACAUGACACACGACCAGACCGGCCUCAUGGUCAGUGGCGACCUGGCUGCGCGUGCCGAGUCCGAUACCCAGAAGCGUCUGCUACGACAACGGAAGCUGAGUCUCGUUGUUGAUCUCGACCAGACCAUCAUCCACGCCUGUAUCGAGCCGACUGUUGGCGAGUGGAUGGAGGACCCGUCAAAUCCCAAUUACCACGCUGUCAAGGAUGUCAAGAAAUUCCAGCUUAACGAUGAAGGCCCCCGGGGGAUGGUCACAUCUGGCUGCUGGUACUACAUCAAGAUGCGGCCCGGUCUUGCCGAGUUCCUCGAGAAGGUUGCUGAGCUUUACGAGUUGCACGUUUACACAAUGGGAACGCGCGCAUACGCUCUCAACAUUGCCAAGAUUGUCGACCCUCAGCAGAAACUCUUUGGCAACCGCGUCAUCAGCCGUGACGAGAACGGAAGCAUGAUCUCAAAGAGUCUGCAGCGGUUAUUCCCGGUGAACACGAAUAUGGUGGUUAUUAUCGACGACAGAGCAGAUGUGUGGCCAAGCAAUCGCCCCAAUUUGAUCAAGGUUGUGCCAUACGAUUUCUUCAAGGGCAUCGGCGACAUCAACUCGAGUUUCCUCCCGAAGAGACAGGACAUCCUGCCCGCGCCACCCGCACCCGAAGCGAAGCCAACACCGGCAGCCCCAACAAGCGAAGCCCCAACAAGCGAAGCGCCAACGAGCGAGGCGUCAACAGCCGACCAACCAAAUGGCAAGGUGUCUGCCAUUGACGAGCUGGUAAAGAUGAGCAGCGGCGACGACAAGGUCCUGCAGGAAACACAAAGCGGAGAGCAAGAAAAGUUGUUGGAGCAGCAGAUCAAGGAAAGGCCGCUUCUCCACAUGCAAGAGGCACUCGACAAAGAAGAUGAAGAAAACGAAAAGGUCACACAGGAGGCCGAGAAUGGCGCACAUAUCAUGACAGUGCAACAUCGAUCGCAAGUCCUCCGCGACGACGAUGCUGAGCUGCAUUACUUACAACAACACCUCACUCAACUACACCACAAAUUCUAUACCGAAUACGACGAGAAGCGCGCUGCUGCCCCUACACAGUUAGCCCCGCGGAAGAAAGCGGGCGACGACGGUAUCGACCUCGACGCCGUUCCAGACGUCGGCGAAGUCCUCGAUACGAUGAAGGCCGCGACUCUCGAAGGCACUACAAUUGUCCUGUCUGGCCUCGUUCCCCUCGGCGUCGACGUGCUGCAGUCCGAGAUUGGCAUCCAAGCCAUGAGCUUCGGUGCGCAGAUUUCGACGAGGGUGUCUAAGCAGGUCACUCAUCUCGUUAUUUCGACGUCUCGCCCGCGUACCCAGAAGGUCAGGCAGGCAGCCAAGAUUCCGAGUAUCAAGAUUGUUAGCCAAAAUUGGCUGUCUGAUUCCCUCAGCCAGUGGCAGCGUGUCGACGAAGCACCCUACCUGGUCGAGGUUCACCCGGCAGAUCGGCGUCAGCUAGCCUUGUCCGAGUCUACGGAGGCAGACACAAUUUCUGAUGCCGAUGGCGAUGACUCACGGCCGCACCUGACCAUCAUUGAUGAAACGGGCGAGCAACGUGUACUCGAGGAAGACGAUGAUGCCUCGGACGAAGACGAAGGCGACCAGGACGGGGAUGAAGAGAAUAUGAUGCUUGAGUUUGAGGACGGUCAAGUCAGUCCGAUAGACGGCUUGAAGUCGUUCGACUGGGAAGGCGUCGACGACGAGAUGAAGGAGUUCCUCGGGAGCGACGACGACAGCUCAGAUGCCGACACGGAAAGCCGUAGUGGCGAUACCGAUGCCGGCGAAGACUUGCCAUCAUCCCAAGAC